Penicillium atrosanguineum is the source of this 2178-nucleotide messenger RNA. RefSeq names its product RING finger and CHY zinc finger domain-containing protein. The coding region runs from base 1 to 2178 and encodes 725 amino acids. Gene Ontology annotation, biological process: ubiquitin-dependent protein catabolic process; protein ubiquitination. The record is from RefSeq and is a predicted model, not a curated record. NCBI's taxonomy places the organism in Eukaryota, Fungi, Ascomycota, Eurotiomycetes, Eurotiales, Aspergillaceae. The transcript has 3 exons. Gene Ontology annotation, molecular function: zinc ion binding; ubiquitin protein ligase activity. Gene Ontology annotation, cellular component: nucleus.
AUGACCAGCUUCAUAUAUUCUUUGUUGACUGAUCUCGGAAUUCGCACCCGACCCCGCCCUCCCCACUCCAACCAAGCGGAGACUCCUCAACGUCAAACAAUCCCGUCAACCGGCGGUCACCCCGAUCCCACUCUUUCAACCCGCCAACAUAGUGGUGAUUCGGGAUCGACCAGCGGAAAUGCAGGAUCUUUGCCUGCGCCGCCUUUCUUCACAACGCUACCCAAAGAAAUGGACGGCCGAACUUCGGAGCCGGAAGGCGUUCGAAUAAUGCCUCAAAACAGCCCUCUACCAAGCGACACAUUGACGACCACUCGGCGCGCCGCCGACAUUGUACACACGAUUGAUGUCGAUAUCGAUACACGUGGCACGGCGGACGUAGAAUCUGGGCAUAGCGAGGUGGCGGGGCCACCGACUACCAACUCGCGGUUGAGAAGCGACGGACCCGGACGAUCACCAAACAAUGCAUUCAACUUAGAUCAAGCGGGCCCGAUAUCUCUACCCGCCGAUGAUGGGAUGGGUUGGCUCAGAAACAAGAUUCAUGUUAUUCGCGAACUGGACCUCAGCAACGACGAUAAAGCACGGAUGGUUCACGACCUGAUGACAGAAAGCUAUAACUCCUCUCGAAUCCUUUCCCCGAGUCUUGCCGCAGCAUUAUCCCCCACGCUUAGCCCUUCACGGCUGGCCCAGCUCGGAAGCCCGCCAAUCCAUGGAAGCAAACGUACGCCGGAUAUGGCUCCGCUGAGCCCGACAUUAAAGGCCUCGGUGUCUCAGUAUGAGCAUCAGUUCACACUCACUCCGGAGGACUUACAACCUACGUAUGUUCCGAAGGUGGAGCUCGAGUCGCCAGUGGUUGAGACGGGCGAGGAGACGGGAGAAGAAGAUCCAGACACCGAAGAAUUGGAGGAGACGUCUCUUGGCUGUCAGCACUACCAUAGGAAUGUCAAACUCCAGUGCAUUACUUGCAAAAGGUGGUACACAUGCCGAUUUUGCCACGAUGAAGUCGAGGACCACCAUCUCAUACGCCGAGACACCGAGAACAUGCUAUGCAUGCUAUGCGGUCAUGCCCAGCCCGCGGCGUAUGACUGCAGAAAAUGUGGAGAGCAGACUGCUCAGUAUUUUUGUGAAAUUUGCAAACUAUGGGACAAUGACGGAAAUAAAAGCAUUUAUCAUUGCAACGACUGUGGUAUUUGUCGGAUUGGUCAGGGGCUCGGCAAGGACUUUUUCCACUGCAAGACAUGCUCUGUAUGCUUACCUAUCUCGAUCGAGGAUACUCAUCGCUGUAUCGAAAGAUCCACCCAGUGCGAUUGCCCCAUCUGUGGCGAUUACAUGUUCGAUUCACCGGAGACCGUGGUCGUGAUGCGAUGUGGCCAUAGUCUCCACCACAAAUGUCUGUCAGAAUACUCGAAGACCUCGUUCCGUUGCCCUAUCUGCAGCAAGACCAUCACCAACAUGGAAUCGACGUUCAGGAAUCUCGAUCGUACGAUUGAAAGCCAACCCAUGCCUGAAGAAUUCAAAGACACAAAAGGCCUGAUCUAUUGUAACGAUUGUGGCGCAAGAUCAGCUGUCAAGUACCACUGGUUGGGAUUGAAGUGUGAUUUGUGUGAAUCUUAUAAUACUGCUCAACUGAGAGUUUUGCAAGGUGACGUUUCUGAAGCGCUCGAAGAGGAAAGCGUCAGGGAUCCCUCAUCUCGGCCGCGAUCGUCGUCCUUCAAUGUGCCUGGGGAUGCAACGGCAUCAUUGGCAUCGAUGCAUCUCAGUGCUAGCCAGGCGACCCAGUCCCAACUCAGCGUACCAGGAGCCGCCGGAUCCGAUCGACAAUUUGUGUCCUACAAUAUGACUCAUGGGCGCGCCAUUUCACCUGUGGUCAGCAACUACUUCGGUCUGCCGACUGAACGUGAGUCAGAGAAACCAUCCUCUAUGCCCUUUUUCGGGGGUGCAUCUCAAGAUAACCAUGGGGGUGAUUAUGGUGCACUGAACUUCUUGAGCAAGAAGCUCCGAGAUCGCUAUGGAUUCCUUGCAGGUGAGACGGCACUCACCGAAGGCACAUCCGAGGCUGAAGAGGAAGACGACGAUGCAGGAUCCGGUAGUUCCUCGGAAUCGGAUGAAGAGGAUGGUGAGGGUGGCGAAGAGGAGGAAGACGAAGUAGCUGAGCACAUCAACAUUUUUGGCCAUCGAUGA